Molecule: messenger RNA, 594 nt
Organism: Cooperia oncophora
Lineage: Eukaryota; Metazoa; Nematoda; Chromadorea; Rhabditida; Trichostrongylidae
Source: the annotation of a GenBank genome assembly
AUGUAUAGUAUGGGUGCAAAUAUCAAUUUCUACAUGAUCCAUGGAGGAACUAACUUCGGAUUUUGGAAUGGUGCUGAAACAACCGCUCCCGUAUGUGUGUAUUACCUCAUACGACUAUUUCGCCCCGAAUUUCGGAAGCUGGUGAUAUUACACCCAAGUAUUUGGCGAUACGUUCGUGGAUCAAAGAGUAUACCUGACUGGAAGACGCCACCUCUGGACGUACCGUCGAAUAACCCGAAGAAGGCUUACGGAACAGUGAAAAUGGAGCCUGUAGAUGAUCUUUCUGGAGCACCUCACGAGCAAAACUGCAUCACUAGCGAUUCACCGAUGUCUUUCGAGAAGAUCGGUCAACCGUUCGGAUUUGUUCUUUACACUACGAAAAUGGAUUCUUGCGGCUAUUCACUUAAUAUAACACUGCUUAAGGACUUCGGAUACGUGUAUUUGAACAAGAACCAUCUUGGAACAUUCGUCAAUUCAUUCAAUGGUCAGUCAAAACGAUCUGUGGACCUGAAAGGGUGCACCCCCGGUGACACUCUUCAAAUACUCGUUGAAAAUCAAGGGCGCCAAACUUAUGAGACCAUUAACGAUUACAAG